This is a messenger RNA of Oryzias melastigma (Indian medaka), 970 nucleotides long. It is a transcript of the gene ndufs3, whose product is annotated as NADH:ubiquinone oxidoreductase core subunit S3. Gene Ontology annotation, molecular function: NADH dehydrogenase (ubiquinone) activity. Bases 106 to 888 code for a protein of 260 amino acids. NCBI's taxonomy places the organism in Eukaryota, Metazoa, Chordata, Actinopteri, Beloniformes, Adrianichthyidae. The record is from RefSeq and is a predicted model, not a curated record. The transcript has 7 exons.
GCUGCGGCCCCUGCAGCUGUCAGUGUGUAAUGUCUCCUCCGCACCAGCAGGAGGCGACGGACCGCCGCGUUCCCAACGAAGAAGAGCCGGGGAAGGACAGUGAACAUGGCGGCCUCGUUGAUGCGGAUGGUCCGGGUGGGGGUUGAAAGGAGCCUCCGCCCUUCCAGGAGUUCCUUUCAGUCCAUGCAGCAGAUUCGACUGCAGAGCUCCUCUGAGACCCGCCCUACUGUCCGGGCCAAAGACCCCGUCACGCACAACCAGCUGGCAGCAUUUGGAGAGUAUGUGGCAGAAAUGAUGCCCAAGUACAUCCAGCAGGUUCAGGUGACCUGCUUCAAUGAGUUGGAGGUCAUGAUCCAUCCUGACGGCGUGAUCCCAGUGCUGACCUUCCUGAGGGACCACACCAACGCCCAGUUCAGGAACAUGGUGGACCUGACGGCCGUGGACAUCCCCACUCGACAGAACCGCUUUGAGAUCGUCUAUAACCUGCUGUCGCUGCGCUACAACUCGCGUGUCCGUGUGAAGACGUACACAGACGAACUGACGCCGGUGGACUCGGCAGUCCCCGUCCACAUGGCGGCCAACUGGUACGAGCGAGAGGUCUGGGACAUGUUUGGGGUGUUCUUUGCCAACCAUCCCGACCUGAGACGCAUUCUGACCGACUACGGCUUCGAAGGUCACCCCUUCAGGAAGGACUUCCCCCUGUCCGGAUAUGUGGAGGUGCGUUACGAUGACGAGCUGAAGCGUGUGGUGGCAGAGCCCGUGGAGCUCGCUCAAGAGUUCAGGAAGUUUGACUUGAACACACCCUGGGAGGUGUUCCCCGCCUACCGAGAGCCCAAAGAGCCAGCGCCCAAACUGGAGGCCGGAGACUCAGCCCCUGACAAGAAGUGAACAGGCCCUCAUGUUUGUCGUACUCUGGUUUCCCCACAUAACGUAUUUCUGUAAAUAAAGAUGAAGUGUUAGCCUGAAGGUU